AUGGGAGCGGCGCCACGUGGCGAGGGAGGAGGCGAGGUGCAGCAGAGUGAAGUGGCCCUCGAAGCCCCACUGGCUGUGCGCGAUGAAGGACGCAGUCACCCCGCACACAUACAGAUAUCAGCGUGGGCCAGCAAUCAGGUCAAGGCUGUGCUAGGGCCGGGGGCAGCGCCGCCGUUCAAGCCACCAGACGGAAUCGCACCGGGUUGUGCGCUGGUGCUGCCAGUGAGUGCGGUUCUGCUAGUGAAUGUGGUUAUGCGCACCCGAGUACCAGCAGGGCCAGCACCAGAGGACACCCCUCUGCUGCUGGGGGGGAGGGCAUGGACCACCCGUGCGCCAGCAGUGCCAGGACCAGAGGACCCCCCAGCGCUGUUGGGGGAGGAGAGCAUGGACGUGCGCAUUGCACUUGCUGGCGACGCUGACAACUGUGGUCUAUUUCUCCCCUCACCCUUCCCCACCAGCACCCGUGUGCCAGCACUGGAGGAUCUCCCACCGCUGCUAAAAAAGGAGGCCAUGGACGUGCACAUUGCCUUUGCUGGCGAUGCGGACAACUCAGUACCAGCACCAGAGGACUCGCCACCGCUGCUGGGGGAGGAGGGCAUGGACGUGCGCAUUGCCUUAGCGGGCGACUCACCCGAGUACCGGCAGUGCCAGCACCGUAGGACUCGCCACCGCUGCUGGGGGAGGAGGGCAUGGACCUUGCGUUUUGAGGUGGCUACUGUUCCAAGAGGGGAUUUCUGCCGUGUCAAGGUUUUGGGCAUGGGCAGAGCGGACAUCGUGAUUGGUCCGUGGGGAGACUGGGCACUGGACAACAUAAUUUUCCUGCUGCCCGGAUCAGCAGAGCUGGAGCCCAUGAGGACGACCGAAAGACUGCCAAUGUCGAGACGAGACGAGACGAGACGCUUGCUCUCAUGA
This is a messenger RNA of Closterium sp. Naga37s-1, 912 nucleotides long. NCBI's taxonomy places the organism in Eukaryota, Viridiplantae, Streptophyta, Zygnematophyceae, Desmidiales, Closteriaceae. The record is from the annotation of a GenBank genome assembly.